Messenger RNA from Spathaspora passalidarum NRRL Y-27907, 2676 nucleotides. RefSeq names its product protein kinase (gene PKH3). The record is from RefSeq and is a predicted model, not a curated record. Gene Ontology annotation, biological process: intracellular signal transduction; peptidyl-serine phosphorylation. NCBI's taxonomy places the organism in Eukaryota, Fungi, Ascomycota, Pichiomycetes, Serinales, Debaryomycetaceae. Gene Ontology annotation, molecular function: protein serine/threonine kinase activity; ATP binding. The coding region runs from base 1 to 2676 and encodes 891 amino acids. The transcript has a single exon.
AUGUCUGGCAUUGACAACUUUCACGACCUAUUAAUAACUUCCAGCCAACAGACACAAAACAAUAACCUGCAAAACCUAUACACUCCACCCAUUCUACCCCCUCAACAAAAACAAAGACCACAACAAUACCCGUGCUCCCCCAACCCUCCUAACACCACGUCAACAUCCAUUAGCACUAUGCGUAGAUCAGCAAGAGACUAUCAGUUUGGAACCAAGAUUGGUGAAGGAUCUUACUCAACUGUUUACUCAGCAUUAGACCGCCAUACACAACGCACAUAUGCAAUUAAAGUCCUUUCCAAACGACAUAUAGUUAAGGAAGAUAAAAUCAAAUACGUUAACAUUGAGAAAACUACAUUGCAUAGAUUAGGACAGCAGCACCCGGGAAUAGUUCAGUUGUAUUAUACCUUCCAAGAUGUGUCAAGUUUGUUUUUUGUUCUUGAUUUUGCUGAAUAUGGUGAAUUAUUAAGCAUAAUUCGUAAAUUUGGUAGCUUGAGUGAACCCGUAUCCAGGUUUUACAUGUGUCAAAUUGUGGAUGCUGUACGGUUUAUCCAUCUGAAGGGAGUAAUACAUCGUGAUUUAAAACCGGAGAAUAUAUUAGUGGGACAUGAUUUUAAUUUGAAAAUUACUGACUUUGGUGCUGCAAGAUUGCUUGGACCAGAUAAUGAUGAGAAUAACGAAGAAAAGAUAGAUUACAAUUCAGUAUCUGAUGCAGAAGUUGAUGUAAAUAAAAAUAACAACCGAGAAAGAGCAAGUUCAUUCGUUGGCACGGCAGAAUACGUGCCUCCUGAACUUCUCAAGUAUAAUCAAAGUGGUUUUGAAUCUGAUGUAUGGGCAAUGGGAUGUAUAUUAUAUCAAUUCUUUCAUGGAGUCCCCCCAUUCAAAGGAGCCACUGAAUAUCUUACAUUUGAGAAAAUCAUCAAAGGAGAAUAUACUUAUCAAAAACAACUUCCUGGGGAAGUAGUCAAAUUGGUAGAUGCUAUAUUAGUACCGCAACCUGCGGCUAGAUUAACUAUUCCUCAAAUUAUGCAAUCUAGAUGGUUUCAGGACAUACCAUGGGAUGAUGUGAAUUACAUCUGGCAUAGGAAAGUUCCAAGGUUUGAAAGCUACUCCCCUGAGCAACCAAUAAUGGUCCCACCACCUUCAAUCAAGAAUGGGUCAGACAGAAGUAUAAGCAAGUCGAACUCGUAUCAUCUCCUCCAAUCUCAAAUCCAAUCAUCAGACUAUUUUAUUCCAGCGGUCACUUCCAAAUAUAAGCAAACAAGACCAAGUGCAACGUCUACUACAACACAAAUACCACCCUCAUCCAUGGCCAUUCAGCAGCCACAAAAGUCACCAAUUAUGAUGUCUGCACCACCACCACCCCCUCCUCCUCCUCCACAUACUUAUUUUGAGCCAAGAAUGUCUAAUCAAACUCCUGGUUCUCCAAGCCAAAAUAUGCAGGUGAGAAGAGAAAAUUCUAGCUUUGCUCUUCCGAGAUUGCCUGAGACAAAAUCUAAACCAAACAACACAAAUAAACAGAAACAAUUACAAAGACUGCAACAACCACAAGCUCAACAAAUACCAGAACAGAAAAAGCAACUGCAACAACAACAACAACAACAACAACAACACAACGAAACAAUACAACCCCCGGCACAUAAACAGACCCAUCCUUACUUGGCUCUUGCAGGUGCUCAACAAGUAAAAGUAGAAAAGAAAUUAGUCCCUAAACAACCAGUUCCACAACGGAAAUUAUCUCCACCGGCCAGUGCCGCGGCUGCAGCAUCAUCCAAGGUCACACCAAAAUCAUCUCCAAUUCAGCCAAAGAUUCCUAGAACAUUUUCUAGUGCAGCUGCCGCUGCCGCAGCCGUUGGAGCUAAAUCAAAUUCUAGCACUCCCAGUUCCACUACACGUCCACUAAAGACCAAAUCACCUAAAUCGAAACCACCGCCAACAAUCCCGUUCCGCGAGAUAGCUCUGCUUUUGUUACCAACUGAAAAGAUUCUCAAACUUGAUAAAAUCUACAAACUGAUUGUUCCAGCAUCACUCCGUCUGACGUCAGUUCUCGAUGAUACAACCUUGGAUUUAUUGAUAUCGACUCAUCAAGAAAAAUUGGAACGUGAAUCACUGAUUUGCAUCACCGUGAUUACUAAUCAAGCCCGGGUGUUUUUCAUAGAUGCUGACUUGAACGUGGUAGAAAUUGAUUUGAAAGCAAAUAACGGAUGUGAUUACCUGAUGUAUGAUUAUGAGUUUGAAGAUGAUGAAGAGGAAGAAGAAGAAGGAAAUCAAGAAGUAGCAGAUAAUUUUGGAUACUUGAUUAUAGAAUGUUUGAAAAAUGGAGGCGAUUUGGUAUUCUUGAAACGAUUAGCACCACACGAAGCAACAGCUGCUGGAUUACUAGAAGUGGUGGAUAAGAAAGGUAAAUUGGUCAAGCUAGGGGAAAAGUAUGGUUGGAUAGAUUGUUUAAUGAUUGCAAAGGAAAUGGUCCUGACCAGGUCUGAAAGUCCAGUUUCCAAUUAUUCUGGUAAAUCUAGUAAAUCUAGUAGUACAACUGACAACAAAGACCCAAAAGUAGAACUGAAACGACCAGUGAAGAACUCGAAGAAAACAUCGACAUUAUCUAGGACAGAGCCAAAUGCACCAACUCCAACUCCAAACUUUGCAUAUGCAGCAGCAGCUGCGGUUCAUCAUAAAUAG